Molecule: messenger RNA, 2464 nt
Organism: Helicoverpa armigera (cotton bollworm)
Lineage: Eukaryota; Metazoa; Arthropoda; Insecta; Lepidoptera; Noctuidae
Product: monocarboxylate transporter 14
Exons: 5
Coding region: 87-2435 (782 amino acids)
Biological process (GO): transmembrane transport
Cellular component (GO): membrane
Molecular function (GO): monocarboxylic acid transmembrane transporter activity
Source: RefSeq, a predicted model, not a curated record
AAACGCAAAAUGAUAAUUGUUAAUUUUUUAUUUCCAAAACAUCAAAAUCUACAAAUAAAAUCAACGUUAUGUAAUCAACAGAAACAAUGGUUGAAACAAAGGAAGUCGAGAAAUCUAAAGAAGAAUCAAACAAUGGACAUACAAACAUCCUUAACAAUACAGAUAUAAACACAAUUAACUCUAUUAAGUCAGAAGAUAAGGAUAUAAUCGCCCAGUAUACAAGGGAGGGCUCAGAGUCACCUGUCGAGAGGGUCAAGUUCGCAGGACUAGAUGAUAAUGAUAGUAUAUGUUCAGAUGAUAGCAAUAAUGCUGAACUACCUCCCAUACCUGAUGGAGGCUGGGGCUGGGUAGUCGUAGCCGCAGCGUUCCUUGUGUCAGCAUGUGCCGACGGCCUGGCAUUCUCCUUCGGUCUGCUACAUGAAGAGUUCACUUCAUAUUUCGAAACUACGCAAUCAAAAACAUCAUUGAUUGGAAGUCUUUUUAUAGCUACUCCACUAUUAGCCGGGCCGAUUAUGAGCGCGUUAGUAGAUCGAUACGGAUGCCGAAUUAUGACAAUGAUUGCCGGAGUGCUAUCUACUAUUGGAUUCCUAUUAGCUGCUAUUAGUAAUUCAGUAGAAAUGUUAUGUCUGACUUUUGGAUUCAUUAGCGGGUUAGCUAUGGGUAUUUUAUACGUGACUGCUGUAGUUUCGGUAGCAUUUUGGUUUGAUAAGAGAAGAAAUUUAGCUGUAUCUCUAGCUUCUUGCGGCAUAGGUUUUGGUACGCUUAUUUAUUCACCAAUGACUCAUUAUUUCUUAGAAAUAUACGAUUGGAGAAAUACAAUUGUUUUAUUAGCUGGUACUUUACUUAAUAUGUGUGUAUGCGGUGCUUUAAUGAAGAAUCCAGAGUGGUUAGAAAUUAAGCAGAAGCGAGAGCGAAAGCUUUCGAAGGCUAGGUCUAGGCGAUCGUCCAGUGCAGGUUCCACUGGAUCAAGAUCCAUUGGUGGAGAAUCGGCAUACUUAGACUCAGAAGAGUUGAAGACUUUACUUGAAAGUGGGAAGAGUCCCGAAUAUAUUUUAGCGACGCUAGCAACAAGCAUUGCUGAAGCAGAAGAAUUAGAAGCGACGACACAAGCGAAUGCAGAACAAGCGAGAGACAAGAGAAGAAUGCAUUCAGCUAUUCAUUUACCGACAUUUGUACAACAGAAUGAAAAAGUUCCAACAGAAGUAAUAGAAAAGUUGAUGAAAAACAAACGACUGUAUAACAUCAUACUACAAAACUACCCUGACGUCAUUACACGGAGACAUUCAGAAGUCAACUUGAAUGUUGAGAAUCCAGAAGACGUUCGGGAACCCGCAAAGUUACCCGUAGAAAUAAAAGCAAAGAAACCUAAAGAUGGAGCUGAAGGAGAUGCUAAGAAAACUGAAAAUGAACCUGCGAAGACUGAAACAGGAAAAUCGAAUACAAACAAAAAUGAGCCAGUGAAGACCGAAACAGGGAAAUCAAAUACAAACAUCAAUUCAACAAAACAGAAAGUUACUCAAAAAGAUUCAAAGACUCCGCAACAGCAACAACAGUUGCAGCCGAGUUGGUUCCGGCAGAUAUCGAUUACAGAUCAUCACUACUUGAGGGAUGUGCCGUUGUAUAGGAAUACGAUGAUGCAUCGAGGUGCUAUGAUGUCGAUAACAAGGUAUAAGCUAAGAGCUUCAUCAUUACCUGACAUGUACAGAAACUCUUCAUGGUCUCUUUACUCUGAAUCUGAUGAUGAAAUGAGAUGGUAUCACCGCUUCGGUCAAACUAUGAAAUCCAUGUUUGACUUCAAAAUGUUCACGGAGUUCCAUUUCUUGAUGUUUAACUUAUCUUCCCUGAUUCUCUCCGUGUGGUUCAUCGUGCCUUACUUCUUUCUCAAUUCUUAUAUGAAUGAAAUGAACGUGGAAGGUGGGCCGAUGAUGAUCGCCAUUAUUGGAGUCGCUAGCAGUAUUGGAAUUGUAGCUCUCGGUUGGGCAGGAGACCAACCAUGGGUGAACGUGACCAAAACAUACGCCGUUUGUCUCAUCAUCUGCGGCGCGUCAGUGGCUGUGUACCCCUUCUUCAUCACCAACUACUGGGUCUUGGCAGUCAUCUCAGCAGUCUUCGGUCUUUCCUUCGCCAGUUCCUACUCGUAUACUCCUACCAUUUUGAUGGAGUUGAUGCCUAUUGAUCAUUUUACUGUGGCGUAUGGACUGAUCCUGUUGAGUCAGGGUAUUGGGCAUCUUGUUGGACCACCUAUUGGAGGUAUGCUGUACGAUCUCACCGGGUCCUGGGACCUGACGUUCUACAUGGGCGGAAUAUGGCUAGUCAUCUCUGGUCUAUGUGUGGGUGUGAUCGCGUACACGAAGGACUUGCGUCUGUGUGGGUCGUCGCCUCUGAUGAAGGAGGCAGAAGAAGCUAGAACUGAGAAUGGUCCUACCGAUGUGUGAUGACUAUGCGUAAUAAAUGAUUUUAAAUG